AAUGGAUUUUCUAAAGGAUCUUAACCAACCGAAAGUGUACGAACUAAAGAAGGCGUUCUGCCUGUUUGAUCUCGAUGGAGAUGGAGUGAUUAGUGAGCAAGACUUGAAAAACACAUUCUUAACUCUAGGUGUGGAUAAAUCGGAGUACGACAUUGAUCAAAUGUUUGACGGAGUAGUGCAACCCCUCAAUUUGGAUGUUUUCUUGCUGCUGAUGCUGCAACGUGCCAACGGGCUAGCACCACAAGAUGUUAUGGUCGGUGCAUUCCGAAUGUGGGACAAGGCCAACACAGGCUUCAUCGACAAGGAACGCUUCAUUCACGACAUAACUACUUACGGUGAUCGAUUCACCCUGACCGAAGCCACGGAAGCUGUGGCUGAUGCUGCAAUCACACGCGGACCACAGCUCAACAGUGAAGGGCAGUUGCUGGAAAAGCUAGACUAUAUGGACUUCGCGGAAAACAUAUCGGGGUUCCAGAGGACAGAUCACAAGUAA
Molecule: messenger RNA, 493 nt
Organism: Anopheles maculipalpis
Lineage: Eukaryota; Metazoa; Arthropoda; Insecta; Diptera; Culicidae
Product: myosin regulatory light chain 2, smooth muscle minor isoform
Exons: 3
Coding region: 2-493 (163 amino acids)
Biological process (GO): locomotion; post-embryonic development
Cellular component (GO): cytoplasm; myosin II complex
Molecular function (GO): myosin heavy chain binding; calcium ion binding
Source: RefSeq, a predicted model, not a curated record